GGGGGUCGACUGGUAUUUGCAAUCAAUAUAUAAAGAAGAUUCGCAUUUGCAAAUAAAUGUCAUACGCAUUUAUCACUAAUUUCGAUUUAUCAACAGCAGCAAUAGAGAUGCGAAACUUGCGCAUCGUCCUACAUCAAAUUUAUCGAUCGUAAUAUCUAAAACGAUCCGUUGCCUUGGAAACAGCAUCCAGAAGAGGUCGGGGAUGCGGAAUAUUCCAAUUUAAUACUCCAGAAAUUAGUUUUUGAUGAUGUUUUUGGAAAUAGGGACGGGAAGAUGCAUUUUCUCUUUAGUUGCGGUUAUAUGUUGUUUUGCUGUUUUGUGGCCUAAAGUUUUUUAUCCCAUGAUGCAGGAUAGCUUUGCCACGUUAUCUGGUGAUGACAUUUCAAUGUAUCCUCUUCCGGAAGAUUACCUUCCAACUGUGAUGAGAGAAACAAUGGGAGAAACUCGCCCCGAAGAAUAUGGAUAUAAUAAAAAGAACCCAAGAAUGUUCAUUCAUCCAUUCAGAUGGACAACCUUUACACAGCCGAGAAGUAGUACCACAUUUGGAUUUAUCAUGCCUUUUUACAGCAUUGCCAUUGGAAUAUUUUUUAUAUAUACUAUCAUGAGACUCUUACAUAACAGAAUUCCUAACAACAAUAACAACAUGCUUCCUGAAACACAACUAACCUUAGAUUGUAUAAGAAACAAAACAAUACAUGUACCAUUUCAAACAGUAGAUAUUUUAUCUAAGAAAAUAUCGACAAAAUUUCCUAAAAACAGAACGACGCAAUUUUUAGAAAAUUAUGGAAAAGAUAAAGUUAAGAAAGCCUUGAGAACUUUAAUCAAAGAAAUGACAGAAGGUUCCGACUCGUCUAACCAAAGAUACAAAGUAGACGUUUACAGAACGUCUCCAGAUCGAGACUGUUGUAGACUGAUAUACAGAAGAUGCCACAGCCAAAAUUACAAAAUAAAAUGAAAUAAUUUAACCGACACUUCCAAAUAAUUUCAAAACGAGAGAUACUAAACGUUUAUCUAAAAAUACAUAACAGAUAAUUAGAAAUAAUAUUUAUUAUGCUAAUUAGAAAAAGUUAUACAUUUUAUAAUUCUUAAAAUAAAAAAAACCUUUUUGAAAAAUAGUUAUUGUUCUUAAAAAUUUAACACAAAUGGUUUCAUUACUCAAUAUUAUCCUAAUUCUCUAGUAUAUAUACAAUUACAGGUUAACCAUUGAAUUUCCGGCAUGCUCGGUUUCAAAGAUUUUCCAGAGGUCGCAUAACAGUAAACUCUAGAGUGCUAAUUACAUGCUUCAAAUGUUUUUAGUACUCUCGACUGUUAGAAUUUAAGUAUAUAUUAAAUAUGGACUAGUGUUUACGUUUGAUACCAUGGAUACUUUUUGAAGCCACAGCUAGAAUUAAAUACAAGCAAAACAAGCUAAAAAUAAUCACAUAGAACAAAGUGAUUGCAAUCAAUUGCAAAGUAGACAAUGUGAGUAAAUGCAUCGUGUCAAUGAACUGGUUUGACAGUUGUAGGAAUUUUAAGUGUCCUUUCACGAUUCUGUCCUGAUCGAAAGAGGUAUCGGAUCAUCAGAUGCUGGAAAAUCAAUGAAGAACCUGUAAUUUCAUAAUCAAUAAAUAGAUUACUUACUUAAUUUUCAAAGUUUUCAUCAAUCAUUCCAUUCUUUAUUUCUUUAAAUAUUAAACAUUCCUCCUCUUGGUCCAUAAAUUUGAUUAAAAUUUUCCAUCCAUUCAACUGUGUAUGUUCAUUAUACUUAUCUGUAAAUGUCUGCAUAUGGUAAUUUUUCACUUUGUAAUACUUUAUCCUGUGAUGAAAUGUCUUCCAGCAACAUUUAGUAAUGUACAUUAAUUGCUACAACAUAAAAUUAUGUUCAGUUAAGAAACUCAAUUCUGUGUCAUAAAUGUAAUCAUCCAUUCUUCAGUUGUUUUCCAGAAACAA
Molecule: messenger RNA, 1929 nt
Organism: Centruroides sculpturatus (bark scorpion)
Lineage: Eukaryota; Metazoa; Arthropoda; Arachnida; Scorpiones; Buthidae
Exons: 5
Coding region: 245-955 (236 amino acids)
Source: RefSeq, a predicted model, not a curated record